Molecule: messenger RNA, 925 nt
Organism: Anopheles gambiae (African malaria mosquito)
Lineage: Eukaryota; Metazoa; Arthropoda; Insecta; Diptera; Culicidae
Exons: 1
Coding region: 1-549 (182 amino acids)
Source: RefSeq, a predicted model, not a curated record
AUGGUCGGUCAAGCGAUGGUCGGUUCGAUUCCGGAGUUUAACGGCUUCAUCGACGACUGGAACGUGUACCAGGAGCGGCUGGAGCAGUUCUUCGAGGUGAACGACAUCCCGGAGGGCAAGCGGACCGCGCUGCUCAUCUCGGUCAUUGGGACGGAUUCGUACAAGACGCUGCGGGACCUGUGCCAUCCCGUGCUGCCCAAGAGUCGCACCUUCGAGGAGCUGUGUGAGCUGCUGCGCAAGCAAUACAGUCCGCAGGUCGCAGUGUUCCGUGAGCGUACCGUCUUCUACAAUGCGCGCCAAGAGCCGGGUGAAUCGGUGACGGUGUGGUACGGGCGGCUGAAGAAGCUGUCGGUGGAUUGUCGGUUUGGGGAGAACCUGGAGGCGAUACUGCUGGACAAGUUUGUGACGGGAUUGCGCAGUGGCAUGAUCAUGGAUCGGCUGUGUGAAGAGAACGAGGGUUUGACGUUGGAGCUCGCGCUGGAGCUGGCCGUGAACAAGGAGUGUGCGCUGAAGAGUGAAGUGGCCGGUGCGGGAGCCGGAUUAUGCUAGAGAGAUUUACUAUAAGCGAAUGGCCAUAGUUCUUAAGUGAUGAGGGGUGGGAAUUUGUGCGAUGAUUCUGUGAAGUCUGUGGCGACUGAGUCGAAGUGGCUGGAGGAUGCUUAAAAAUUAAGUUUAAAAUGUAUUUAAGUGUACCAUAAGCAUAAGCAUAUAAAGCCACGCGAUCGCUUACGUUGAUCAAAAUGUAAGAUGUAUCUUUUGAAUGCAAAGUGAUGGGAAAUGUGUGACUGGGUCGCAAGUCAUUUGAAAAAUAGUUUUAAAAGCACCCUUCCCAAUUCCUAUAAGUGUAAAACAUAAGUUGGAGUAAAUAAACGCCAACGAUCGUGCGAGCGUUCGAUCGUUUGGCAUCACAGUGACCUCAUUUAAA